GACCACCAACACCACCAUUCUCUCAUUAUAUAACCACCCUCUUCUCUUUAUUCCAUUUCAAGCAUUUUCAGUAUCAGCUAGCUCCAGCUUUAUCUCUGCUCAAGCUCCUGGCUUUUUUCUCUAUUUUACUGAGGAAAUGGAGAUGAGAAGAAGCAAUGCGACGUCGUCGGUGAAAGAGUCGAAGAAGAAGGUGUCAUGCAGGCGGCUUGGAGGGUAUCUUAAACAACAGAAAGGAAGGGUAUACAUUAUCAGAAGAUGCGUAGUGAUGCUCCUUUGCUGGCAUGACUAAAGUUCAAGUGAAGAAGAAGAAGAAGAAGAUAUAUAAUAUAUUCAUAGAUUGUUUCUUUGAAUUUGCAGAAAUAGUUUGAAGCUCUAGCUAUUAUUUCUUUUCUUCUUCCCAAAUGUAAAUAGCAAAGAUAGGCACUAUUACAUGAAUUUUCCACCUAGAGCAUUUGUUAUGUACAUGGAAAUUACUAUUAGAAUCAAAAGCUUGGUUUAAGAUUUAA
Messenger RNA from Mangifera indica (mango), 506 nucleotides. Its product is annotated as small polypeptide DEVIL 3-like. The transcript has a single exon. Gene Ontology annotation, biological process: negative regulation of cell population proliferation. Bases 137 to 289 code for a protein of 50 amino acids. The record is from RefSeq and is a predicted model, not a curated record. NCBI's taxonomy places the organism in Eukaryota, Viridiplantae, Streptophyta, Magnoliopsida, Sapindales, Anacardiaceae.